Messenger RNA from Aspergillus novofumigatus IBT 16806, 1355 nucleotides. RefSeq lists its product as uncharacterized. Lineage: Eukaryota; Fungi; Ascomycota; Eurotiomycetes; Eurotiales; Aspergillaceae. Bases 248 to 877 code for a protein of 209 amino acids. The transcript has 3 exons. The record is from RefSeq and is a predicted model, not a curated record.
GGUACCUUAAAACAUAUGCGAAGUUAACGACAUCCCAUAACUCCCCUAGUGAACACCGCCAACUACCCAUUGCUGGGGAAUAGGAGCACUGAAUCGCAUACUGGUUUUCCAGAAUUUAUAGGGAAUCCUCCUCGGUGCACCCUCCGAUGAUGCGAUAAAUAGAUCUGCCUCACCUCAAUCUUCUCUGUUUUCUCUGCAAAUCCGACCAACAUCUUCAUAUUCCUCCCCCUUACCGCCAUCUUCCAAUAUGCACUUCUCUCAGGUCAUCCUCCCAUUCCUUUCCCUAUUCUCCUCUCGGGCUUUCGCCGCAUCUCCGUCCUCCGCUCAAGCUAGGUCAGCGGACAUCCUGUGUUGGCCGGUAGCCUCGUCUCAACCCUCGGUACUCGCCCGCGUCUCGUACGAUCCUGCGUCUUUAACGUCAAAUGUGGUAGCCUAUUCUCCACCAAGGAUUGCGGAUCUUGAAGGCCGCCGUGAUUUAGAAGCAGAUGUCCAAGAUCUCGUCCGCGUGGGUCUCUUCACCUCCACGCCAACCAACCCACAACAAUGGGUAGGGUCUCUUACGUCCCUCUUUUUGCUUGCAGAGAGUGAGGACCAAAAGCCAACUCUGCGACUUCAUCUUGGGCCCUCAGGCGAGGUCUACCACGUUUCAUUGGCGGCGUCUUCAUCAUCUGCGGCAACGUCCAGCUCAGCAGGCUUGAACAUAGAACUCCUUUCCAGCGAAGACGGUCCGCGUCCGCAUCUCAAUCGGCCUGUUGUUGUCGGCCCAGAUGGGAAGAAUCCAGAAGAGGUCGUUGAGAAGACCUUUUUCCAGAAAUAUUGGUGGGUCUUCCUCAUUAUUGCAUUUUUGGCCAUGUCAGGUAGCGCUGAAGGACAAUAAAUUUCACAAUUUAUCCGUCGGCGUAUCUGUCAGUCCUCCAUCUAUGGCUUCGUGGACAGGAGGCGUAGUGCCUUCAAGACUUGCGACGCAGAUCGCGCAGAUCCGCACGGUCGAGAUUUUCUGUCUACGCCUCUCUUCCCAAUCAGGCUCUCGGGCAUCCAAGGAGGCCCCAGCCGGCGCGGAGAAUUGUUAUUCUUCCUUUUAAUGUUUAGACGUAGAUGCCUCAUUCUCGACGCAUCCAUGUGUUGAUUGUUCUUUAUUCUAUUCCAUCCACCUCAUGCAGAGCAUUGUCUCGUUCUCAUCGCGGCGAGUAGUUACUUUGAAAACGCCACGGAGGUGAAAAUCGGUAAAGGUAUGGAGUGGCAGGAGCUCGUCUGCUGUAGACCAGCGUCCAAUGUGUAUCCGACCAUCCCAGCACCAUACCGUUAUCCCAUGCCAAACGUUCUCUACUUCUUCUUGCACUAGUCAAUGAAAGAUG